AUGUCGUACGCCCAAGCAGCCUCCCAGGGCGCUCAGCAAUCUCCUGAAGAGAUCGAAGUAGCUGACUCAGACACAACAAAGACCUCCCUCAUCGACGUGGACUCCCCACACGUUUCCUCCGUGCCUUCCACCUUCGAAUCACAGGAAAUAAAAACCACCACUCAGGCGGAGCGUAUUGGGCGGGAGCGCGAAAGGGAAAAAGCAGCCGCAGCCGCAGCCGAACGCGAACGGGAAUUCUGCAAGGAUAAAGACAAAGGCAAAGUAAAAGCUGGGAAGGAGGCUGCUAAUAAGGCCGCCGUAGCCAAGGCGAAGUUGAGCCGUAAUAUAACAAAUCCGGUGAUCCUGGGGAACGCGCUGUUCAUAACGUUUGCGGGCACUGGGUUGGGAUUUGGGGCGUAUCAGAAGCAUAUUCGGGGGGCGUUGACUUGGAGGGUUAUUGGAAUGUGGUCCGGGAUCGUUGGGACGGUGGUGUUUGUAGAUUAUUUUGUUAGCAAGUGA
Messenger RNA from Paracoccidioides lutzii Pb01, 498 nucleotides. RefSeq lists its product as hypothetical. Gene Ontology annotation, cellular component: mitochondrial outer membrane. The coding region runs from base 1 to 498 and encodes 165 amino acids. Gene Ontology annotation, molecular function: nascent polypeptide-associated complex binding. The transcript has 2 exons. The record is from RefSeq and is a predicted model, not a curated record.